AAUGAACUGUCAAACGGAUCGACAGUUGUUUCGAGCUAACCAAAAGCAUGCAAUAAUCGAAAACAAUUUUGAAAUCGUUUAAAUAUUUUUAUUUUUGUUUAGUUUAUUGAGUCGAACAUAAAUCACAUUUGACAAUAUGUUUCUGCACAGAGUGAUGUGUGGCACUCGUUUGCUAAUUCCAGUCCAAACUUGUAGGAAUUUUUCACAGCUACAUCGCAGUAGUAAGAUUUUUCAAAAAAAUGUAUCAUCGCCGCAUACUCGCAUCAAGACGUCGUUUCGCUUCCAAUCAAAUCAAGCUGAAGAUAGGAUAAAAGAAGAAUUAGCCCAAGAGUUCAGACAAUCGAUGAAACUAUCACAUUUAGUGCGGCCGCUUGUUUUCACAGUUGGAGUAUCAUCCGCAUCUAUAGUCGGUGCUACGAUAUGGGAAUACGAAUAUGUUCGUAGUCAAGUGAGCAAAAUGAUGAAUUCAUCGACGAAGUUUUUUCAAAAUCGACAAAAGAAUAUUUCAGAUCUAAAAGGUGCCUGGAACCGGUUCACAGAUGGUCAGUUAAAAGAGGCAUGGGAACGUCUUUCGCCGGGUGAUCAAUUUUUUAUUCCGAUUUUUGGAUUAAAUAUGCUGGUAUUUACCUUAUGGCGUAUUCCACGAUUGCAAACAAUGUUGCUGCGAAAUUUUUGCGCAAAUCCAGCGGGUCCGGCUCCUUGUCGUUCGAUGCUGCUUUCAACAUUUAGCCAUUAUUCGUUUUUCCACAUUUUCGCUAAUAUGUACGUGUUGAACAGUUUCAGUAAUGGCGUUUGCAUGGCCUUGGGCAAAGAGCAAACAUUGGCCAUGUAUUUGAGCGCCGGGGUUGUUGCAAGUUUUGCUAGCUAUAUGCACAAAGUGUCUACUGGAAUCAGUGGAGCUUCUUUGGGUGCUUCAGGAGCGAUUCUUGGCAUUUUGGGUUAUGUUUGUACAAGAUAUCCGGAUACACAGCUGCAAAUCAUGUUUUUGCCCAUGUUUCAAUUCUCCGCGGACAGUGCGAUUAAAGUGAUUAUGGCAGUUGAUAUCAUUGGCUGUGUCAUGGGCUGGAAAUUCUUUGACCAUGCAGCUCAUUUGGGUGGAGCAUUGUUUGGAGUAUUCUGGUGCUUCAUCGGCGAGCAGUAUAUCUGGCCACAUCGUAAGCACAUUACAGAAAAAUGGCAUCAAUUCCGAACUGCAACUUGUAGCUAGAAUUUCUCUUCAUCAUAUUUUUUUGCUUUGUGUAUCAAUUGAAUAAAUAUAUUGAAUGACAUGAAAAGAAAACAA
This is a messenger RNA of Sitodiplosis mosellana (orange wheat blossom midge), 1282 nucleotides long. It is a transcript of the gene rho-7, whose product is annotated as presenilins-associated rhomboid-like protein, mitochondrial. Gene Ontology annotation, molecular function: serine-type endopeptidase activity. The transcript is spliced from 7 exons. The record is from RefSeq and is a predicted model, not a curated record. Gene Ontology annotation, cellular component: membrane. The coding region runs from base 137 to 1207 and encodes 356 amino acids. Lineage: Eukaryota; Metazoa; Arthropoda; Insecta; Diptera; Cecidomyiidae.